Molecule: messenger RNA, 2401 nt
Organism: Coffea eugenioides
Lineage: Eukaryota; Viridiplantae; Streptophyta; Magnoliopsida; Gentianales; Rubiaceae
Product: protein PLASTID MOVEMENT IMPAIRED 2-like
Exons: 3
Coding region: 219-2135 (638 amino acids)
Source: RefSeq, a predicted model, not a curated record
UACAGCUUUACCACCAAGGCUACGUGCAAGCCAACAACUAACUCUCUCAGCCGUGCCUCGCUGCACUUAUCCUCUCCCUCAGAAUUUUCAUUAUUUCAUAGCCAUUUUUCUUGGUGCUCCUGUCACUUGCACCAGCUGCCGACAACGGACACAGCAAGCAAUCCUUUCUAACUUGGAUGCCUGGAUUCUGAUCCUCCAAGGAUUCUGGAUAAGGAAAGAUGAAUGCGGGUGAUGUUUACCACAGGAGUAGUAGACCAGUUAAAGCAGCUGCAACCGUGUAUGGGGAAAGAAUGCUUGAAAACCAUCAUUCUUUGAAGAAACCGCCACAAAUCUACUCAGAGAAACCAUCUCCAUUAACAAGGGAGCCCAAGUUUGCAAUGGGCGAGACUAUCAAGUAUAAUGGGAGCAGAAGCAAUCGAAAGCCGGCAGAACCACAAGCAGAAUCCGAACUUUUAGUCGCAAACCACACUGUAAAGGAUCUAACUUCAAGGAUUGAAGGAUCAAAUUCCAGAGCAAAAGAACAGAUUCAAUACCUAGAGAAGUUAACGAAGACUAAAAAGGUUGAAGGAGGUUGGGGGAGGAACAUGGAAAAUCAUCGGUACCCACAACUAAUGGCAGAAUUGAAAGAUGUAAAGCAAGAAUUGAAAAAGCUCAAGGAGGAGAUGGCUUCUCUCUUGGAAGAAAAAAGAAAGGCAGAGAAAGAAACAGAAGCUUCCAAUUCGAAAUUGGGAUCUUAUUCAAGCACAGUGGAUGCGCUGAAGAGGGAGAUUGAGGAAACAAAUGAAGAACAAGUGCUUGUGGAGUUGGCUCGGAUGGAGGCCCUCAAGGAACAUGGAGCUAUUGAAUCCGAGGGAAAAAAAGAAGCUGAAAGACACUCCGCUGCAAUGGAGGAAACAAGGAAGAAAAUCGAAGAGAUGACUCAAGAAAUUGAUGCUGCAAAAGAGAUUGAGAGGAAACUGGCCAUUACUACUUCAGAUGUCAAAAUGCUAGAGAGUGAACUAAAGCAAGUCAAAAAAAUGGGCACAGUAAACCGAGGUAAAGAGACCAUGAGAAAUUCGGAGUGUAGUUCUCAGGAUGGGCAUGUAUCAAGUACUCCAGAACUGCUGAAAUCUAUCACAAAAGAAUUGGAGGAAACUAAGAAAGAAUUAGCUUCUGUCAGGGAAGAAGGUUUUAAAUUUAUGGCUUCCAUGGAUAUAGUAAGGACCGAACUAAAAAAUGUCAAAGAAGAAGCAGCGCGAUCGAAGAAAAGGGAAGAGAAGACAGACUUAACAGUACAAAACCUGAAUGCAAAGCUCCUGCGAGGAAAAGCCAAAUUGGAAGCUGCAUCAGCAGCUGAAGAAAAGGCUAAAGAAAUUGUGUCAAAUUUAUCUCGUGCUCUUGAGCAAAUGAAGACAGAAGCAGAGGCAGCCAAAAAAGAAAGGUCACUUAUAGAUGAAGAAACCGGAAACAUCAAGGCAGAGAUUGAGAAGACUGAAUCAGAGAUAGACUUGGCAGAGGAAAGGUUACAAGCUGCAAUCGAAGAGCUCAAAUCUGCCAAGUCAUCAGAAGCUGCGGCUCUGGGGAAACUAAAAACGCUUAUUGACAACACAGUGAGAAGAAGAGCUUCAGUUUCACAGCGCAGCCCAGUCAUAAUGAUCUCUAGUUUUGAAUACGAAUACCUAAGAAAUCGUGCGGCUGGAGCUGAAGAAAUUGCAGAUAAAAAGGUUGCAGCUGCCCAGGCCUGGAUUGAAGCUCUAAAAGCCAGUGAAAGAGAAAUCCUGAUCAAACUUGAGAAAACUAAAAAAGAGAUUAGAGAGCUAAAGGUGGAGGAAGACCAGGAGGCUGACAACACACAGGAAUCACUUCAUGAAAAGCUAAAAGUUGAGAGUGAAUUCAAAAGUUGGAAGCAAAAAUAUGAAAAGAUCAUUGCUCCGGAAACGCCACGGCCUCAGGCUGGAUUGCCAGCAAAAUUAACAAACAGAAGCGGAAGAACGACGCCGAUGAGACGAGCUAAGCUGCGAAAAGCAGCAUCUCCGGCUCCUCGGAGUACACCAAGGUCGGCUUCUUUUGCAGUCAGGAGGAGAAAAAAGGUUAUGCCAAAUCUAGCCAAGUUCUUCAGUGGCAAGAGCACUAAUAAAGGCAUAGAAGCCCAUUGAGAGGUUAUCAUACAGCCUAAACACUACUAGUAAAUCCCCUUCUGGCAAGUAGAUACAUCAAAUAAGAUUUUCUGUUGCAUAACUGCUAGGGGCUAAGUCUCACCCCAGUCAGACGCAUUUCUUCCAGGUUUAGUACUUAUUAACCUGCUAAACCAGUAAACUUGCUGUACAUGUAUCAGGAAAUCAUGCUAAGAAAAGUUUUUAGUAACUGUGCUUGCGAGUUUAUGUGAGAUAUUUGAGAAUGGUCCUAAGAAUCUAUUAAGCAA